Molecule: messenger RNA, 764 nt
Organism: Ectocarpus sp. CCAP 1310/34
Lineage: Eukaryota; Phaeophyceae; Ectocarpales; Ectocarpaceae
Source: the annotation of a GenBank genome assembly
UAUCUCACGUAGGCAAGGUCCCCAUCAAGAUCAUCACCAACCGUCAAAGCGCCUUCUACGAAGCCAACAACAUCCUCCCGGAGGAACAGUGCGGAUUUCGACCCGGGCGAUCCACCUUCGACAUGCUGUUAUUCGUCGUGCGCCGCCUCCAGGAGCUGGGGCGGAGAAAGAAAAUUCCGCUCUACAUGUGCUUCGUCGACUUGAAGAAGGCGUAUGAUUCGGUGGACCGAGAUAUGCCAUGGAAGGUGUUGGCCAGGGCCGGGAUUCCCGCGAAGAUGAUCAAAAUCAUCCGCCAAUUCCAAGAUGGAAUGCGGGCGCGGGUGCGCAUGGACGACGGAGAACUAUCGGGCUGGUUCUUCGUGACACAGGGCGUGCGACAAGGAUGUCCCCACUGCUGUUCAACAUCUUCUUCGCCAAGCUCCUCGAGGUCGUUGCCAUCCUAUUCAGCGAGGAUUAUGUUGUUUUGCGGAGCCUGGUGUGCUUGGAGGAAGGAAAGCCGGAAGCGGGGGGGGGGAGAGGAGACACCCCUUGACCGAAAAUACGCCGAGACGACCGAGUUCCGGUACCUCGGUGGCCUCGUCAACGAACAUGGCGACCUCACCCGGGAGAUCAACUACAUGAGCAGAGGAGCGUGGGCGUGCCUCAGGCGAUAUGGCCGGGAGCUCUUCGACAGAAUGAAAGCGCCAUUCCGACUCAAGUUCCGCCUGCUCCAGGCGGAGGCGAUGGAGGGACUGCUCUACUGGCUGUACGGCUGCACGACAUGA